ACUUUGGCCAUCAGAUUUGAUAUGCAUUAAUAUUGUAUCUGGCUUUGCCUAAUCGACCCAGCCUGAGGCAUCACGACCAAUGUUGAUGCUAAAUAACCAAUCAAAGAUGCAUGAAAAGAUUCGAAAGAGAAGCGAAAAAUAACAUUCCGAGUAUAACUGGUUAAAAGUUGUUGCAAAAGACGUCCCCGCUGAUAACGUUACACUAAACGAUGGCGAAGGUCGCAUUCAUAUUGACCGUAAUGAUCUUUCAGGGCUGUCUAUUUUGUCGAGAUUCUGCUACAACAACAACGAUCGCACCGAGCCCAACCACAACGACUGAAGAUUCUGCUACAACAGCCUCGGUCACACCGAGCCCAGCCGUAACGAGUGGAGGUGGAGAAACCACCACUGCAGCAGUUACACCCACAGUUGCAGGAGAAACAACUACUAGUACAACUGGUGGAGGGGUAAGUGCCACCACAGAGAGUGGAGAAGUAGUUACCACUUCAGCAGCUGGAGGAGGAGUAACUACCACUUCAGCAGCUGGAGGAGGAGGAGUAACUACCACUUCAGUAGGAGGAGGAGUAACUACCACUUCAGUAGGAGGAGGAGUAACUACUUCGGCAGUAUCCAGCGGCGAUGUGACUAAUACAGGAGUGGUCGUGGGAGAAGUAACUACAACUGGAAAUGUAGCAGGAGAAGCUACAGCCACUACAGUAGCCGGAGGAGAGGCAACUACCUCGGCAGUGGUCGGAAGUGAAGUUACCAGUUCAGCAGUAACCGGAGGAGAUGUAACUACCACUGGAGCAGCCGGAGGAGCAGUAACCAACACUGCAGCAAUGAGUGUUAUUGCAGCUACUACGACAGGAAUUGGAGGAGGGGUAACAGCCUCAACAGUUGUAGGAGGUGGGGCAACAAUCUCAGCAGUUGGAACAAGUGAGGCAGCAACCUCAGCAGUUGGAGGAGGAGAAACUACAUCGGCAGUAGAUGGAAGAGAAGUAUCUCCGACAAGCACGCAAACAGCACCACCUACAACUAGUGUUUAUGUGGACAAAAGACCAGGUGCAUCAGUAUCACUGAGCCUGAAAAUCACAAUUGAUUGUUCUGACGCCAUCUCGGUCACUUUAAACGCGACCAUAAUAACUGCUCUUCUCAAACUAUAUAAUAGUGCAGGAUUCAGACUCGGUGGAGUGGAAGCUAAAAACGUUAUCUGCGACUCUACGUUUCAAGGGACAUAUAUGCUGUCAUUUUACGUUGGAGGACCCUCUAACUUAACGAUCGAAAAAGUAUUUGAGAAUGGACUUCAACAAGGCGUUUUCGGCAAUGAUAUAAAAGCAGAGAACACGGUAUCCACUUUCGAGUUUCAAGGAGUUGUCAUUGAAGUAACGCCCAAAUCUGGAGAGUGCGAAAGAGUCUGCUGUGAUGGACAAGGCGGAGAAAUGAUUGUAGAGAGAGUAUGCACACCUUCCGACAAAUGUCACGGUUUUGACACCUCAGAAAAGGAAGAUAAAGGAUAUUGUCCAGGGGAGUCUAAAGCUCAAUGCAAAUGCAGUAAAGGUUUGCAGGAUUUGCCAAGUUUCGCUUUAAUCACUGUACUGGGACUCGCAUCAUUGAUGAAGUCUCUAUUCUCAUCGUAACUGCGCAUGCUUAACGGAAACGAACUACUCCCUGUGAGAGCAUACGACUCCAGUUUUGAAGCACGACUAUGACAUCUCAUAACGGUGGGAGAUUCUUACCACGGACAAUAGACCUAUUUUAGUUUCAAAAAUUUGAAGCUUAAUCAAAGAACGACAAAAUAAGAGAAAAUGUUUUAUAUUUUCCUUAGUAUAUGCAAUUGUAAACCUGGCUAUCUUCACACGGAUGAUUCUUUAGAUCCCUUUUCUAUCUCCGUCAUUCCCGACUGAAAUAUCUAACCAGAAGAAAGGAAUAACGCUUAAGCCAGGAUUUGACACAGAAUUUGACAGAGAUAAUCAGCCAUGAAGAUGGACUUGCGACUCAGAUGUCCCGAAUGCCAGUCACGGGCGUCACUUAGUGAUGUUAAAAUGGUCUAAUUUUCCGCCUUGCAAUCGAGAAUUUUCACCUUGUUAUCUUAUGUUGGAGUGAUUAGUUUCAUAGAUUUGCCCGCCGUACUCAUCCAUAAGCCACAAACAAUGCUUAUCAAAUUCAGUAGACUUACUUGUCUCUGCUGCAUGAAUCGUCGACUUUCUCUUCAAAUCUUUUCGAUCAAAGCCGGUUUGUCAGAGUUCUUGGUAUAAAUAUUCUUAGUAAAAAAAGCAGCUACACGUAUAUCGUAGAGUUCAGUGGGACAGAGGUCAUACGUAGGGGCUCGAAGCAGAGAACCUUUGCAUUUUCAUAUAAAGCAAGGUCAUUCGAUGCUUAGCCCCUACGCCUUUGUUCAAAAUCUUACUUAAGAUUCAUUUUUGAACGCGUGCGUCUGUUUUGGUCGCAAAUUUUUAAAGGCAUCACGUUUUACAAAAGAUUUUAAUUCAUUCCGCUAUGAUAAGUGCAUUCUACCACGUCUGUUCUUUUACCAUUGAUAUAAGAAUAAUCUUAUUAAUCCUUUAUUAGUAGUGUAUCGAACCCUCAAGCAAGUGAUGCUUUCCUCUUAUCGAGUUUAAAUAGAGGAUCUUACUUGUUACCGUUUUCAUUUAGAAGUGAGUA
Messenger RNA from Pocillopora verrucosa, 2640 nucleotides. Its product is annotated as mucin-22. Lineage: Eukaryota; Metazoa; Cnidaria; Anthozoa; Scleractinia; Pocilloporidae. The record is from RefSeq and is a predicted model, not a curated record.